Molecule: messenger RNA, 3732 nt
Organism: Megalops cyprinoides (Indo-Pacific tarpon)
Lineage: Eukaryota; Metazoa; Chordata; Actinopteri; Elopiformes; Megalopidae
Product: TBC1 domain family member 23
Exons: 19
Coding region: 2-2101 (699 amino acids)
Biological process (GO): embryonic brain development; retrograde transport, endosome to Golgi
Cellular component (GO): trans-Golgi network
Source: RefSeq, a predicted model, not a curated record
GAUGUUGUCAACAGCAAUGGCGGAUGCAGAAGUACCCCAGGGCAGCUGGGAGCGGGACCUGGCAGAGGCUUUGGAUUCAGGGGGCUGUGAUCUGGAAACGGUGCGAAACAUCAUCCAGGGUCGAGAGCUGCCUGACCCACAGAGGGCCAAGAUAUGGAAGAUCGCUCUGAACGUCGCUGGGAAAGGGGAUAGCCUUUCAUCAUGGGAUGGGGCCUUGGACCUGCCCGAACAGACUGUAGUUCACAACAGGUGCCAGCAGCUGAUUGAUCAGCUGGAGGUGGCCAAAGAUGAGGGGACAGACAUGCUGGCUGAUGUGGAGGCAGUUAUUACCUUUUACUGUAAGUCCCGGAGCAUUACCUUCAGUCCGGAGCUCAGCUGGCCAGACCUGCUGAAGCCCCUGCUGGGCCUGCCACUGCCGCGCAGCGAUCUCUACAACUGCUUCUACGCCCUCAUGAACAAGUACAUCCCCAGGGACUGUGUGCGGAAAGGUCGACCGUUCCACCUCUUCAGGCUGCUGCUGCAGUACCAUGAGCCCGAGCUCUGCUCUUUCCUGGACACCAAGAAGAUCACCCCCGACUCCUACGCCAUCAGCUGGCUGGGCAGCUUGUUCGCGAGUCACUGCAGACCUGAGGUCACCAGGGCCAUGUGGGACGUCUACCUGCAGCAGGCCGACCCCUUCCUCAUAUUCUUCCUCAUGCUCAUCAUCCUCGUCAAUGCGAAAGACAGCAUUCUCACUCAAGAAGGAGACAAUAAAGAAGACAUUAUCAAGAUGCUGGAAGGCUCCCCUGCACACCUGGAGGCUGAAGACAUUGAGGACCUGUUCUCACUGGCACAGUACUACUACAGCAAGACCCCAGUGUCACUCAGGAAGGAGAACCAGAACUUGUUUGGCAGCAGUUUGGUGGCCCUGAAAGAGGAGGACAUGGACCUGAGCCAGGCCCUGUGCCUGCCUGUGUCUGUCCCCGAGAUCCUGCAGGCCAACCAGCUGCAGCCGGAGGGGGUGCGGUUCUUUGUGGUGGACUGUCGCCCAGCGGAGCAGUACAACGCCGGCCACCUCUCCACCGCCUUCCACCUGGACUCUGACCUGAUGCUACAGAACCCCUCCGAGUUCGCCCUGUCGGUGAAGUCCCUGCUGGAGGCGCAGAAGCAGUCCCUGGAGUCAGGCUCCGUCGCCAGCGGCGAGCACCUCUGCUUCAUGGGCAGCGGGCGUGAGGAGGAGGACAUGUACAUGAACAUGGUGCUGGCGCACUUCCUGCAGAAAAACAAGGAGUAUGUCAGCAUUGCUAAAGGGGGAUUUAUGGCUCUGCAGCAGCAUCUGGCUGAUAUUAACGUGGAGGGCCCAGACAAUGUGUAUGUGCACUGGAUCGUCAGCACCUCGGGGUCCCAUGGUAGCCUCAGCUCUGCCGACGGGGAGACUGUGAACGGUGUUGGGGACAGUAAAGGAGUUAAGUCACUGGUCAACAAGAUGACCUUUGCCCUUAAGUCCAAAUCCGUGAACGUGAAGGAGAAGGUCAUCAGCUUCAUCGAGAACACCUCUGUCCCAGUAGACAGAAUGUCUUUCACUCUGCCCUGGCCAGAGAAGGGGAAUCUGGAUCGGCACGUCAGCAGCAGUGACCGUAUAGGGAAGCCCUACAGGGGGGUCAAACCGGUGUUCAGCAUCGGAGACGAGGAGGAGUACGAUACGGAUGAGAUCGACAGCUCAUCAAUGUCUGACGACGACCGCAAGGAGAUAGUGAGCAUUCAGACCUGGAUCAACAAGCCAGACGUCAAGCACCACGUGCCAUGCAAUGAAGUGAAGGAGACAGGGCACAUGUUCCCAAGUCACCUGCUGGUCACGGCCACCCACAUGUACUGUCUGCGGGAGAUCGCCUCGCGGAAGGGCUUCGCCUACAUCCAGUCCCGCCAGCCGCUCAGCUCUGUGGUCAAGAUCACCUCCAAGAAGAAGCACCCGGAGCUCAUCACCUUCAAGUUUGGGAACAGCAACACGGAGGGUGUGGAGGUGCUGGCAGUGGAGAGGUACCUGAUACCAAACGCAGGCGAUGCUACCAAGGCCAUCAAACAGCAGAUCAUGAAGGUGUUGGAUGCGCUGGAAAGCUCGUAGCUGUGUGGGGGGUGAACGACAGCGCCCCCAGCUGGCAGCGUGAGGAAUUGUAGAGCGGUCAAUGCGAAAGAGAAGGAGAGGGUGGUGGCCUACGAUGUUUGAUACUAAGCCCAGCCCCCCUGUGGGAAGGGAGGCCCCAGCCUCAGGGCUUCAGGCCUUCGGAGCUGUGGGGUCGCAUGUGAGACAAUGAUACCCAUUGUUUCUCUUUAAAAAAUAUGAUUUCAAAAAUUAUUUUUUGUUACCUUUAAAAAACCAAAUUAUUGAAAGAUGGUGGGAUGUGACUGGGGCUAAGCUGAAUUUUACUGGUUUGUAAGGCGCCUUUCUGUCGCCUUGGAAAUAGCUCCUCAGCGCUGCUCUUUAACAGGCAAAUGCACAGGACUUAACGAUGACAGAGAGGCUUCAGGAACUCUGUGGAGGAUUUCUGAUGGGAAGGUCAGACAUUGACUACUUUUUUUUUAAUUUAAGCAUCCAGUAAUUAUUUUGGCAUCUGUGACUACUGGCUGAGUGAUGGCUGAAGAGUGUAGAUAUUUGUGUUUGACAGCUAUCUCAGAGAGCAGGUUUGAAAGGGGGCACCGAAAUUCAUUCCCCUUACCCUGAAGGUCUUAAUCUGGGUAUCAGAGAUGCGAGGGUGGUGUUUACUUUUCACACAGGCCACUCCUGUACACAGGUGAAGAGAGAACGUGACACAGAGCACCUUGACGUAGAGGUGGUGUUCAUUGUGAUUGGACUAGCAUUAUGUCCCUCCUCAAGAAAAGACUGAAGUUUCCGCGUAUUCGAGGGGGAUUGAAUGUUUGCGAAGGGGGUGUUCUUUCACAUUCACCCUCUAAAAGUUCUGACUCAGUUUGUCGCAGGUGUCCAUAUUUUGAAAUGUGUCGUUCAAAGUUGUUUUUGGCUUCUGGCCUUAACCUUGAAAUGAAGAGGGUUGGUGUAGCUACUGUAAAUACUGUAAACUGGUGUUAUAUAUGAACACACUUUAGGAGGAAGUCAACAGGGCAGGCAAGGUGAGCGAGUGGCAUUUAACCUGUUUCUGACUGAAUAACUCGGUGUAUUAAGGCUCAGUUUGAGGAGAAACCGCACAGCUCUGGUUUUAGGGGUUCCCUGUUUUCUGACACGCUGCCCCUUGCAGCUAUGCCUAAGUGUGAUAUGGAGUGAUAUGUAGUAUUGACCAGAAUGAUCAGAAUGAAGCUUGAGAGAAAGUAUCACAUUAUUUUGAUUGAAAGAAAAAAAAAUCCUGCUCUCCAAACUUUUUAUGGCUUUCCUGUUGUAACUGGGUUUGUAUGUUCAGGAUUCUGUACCCUGUGAUCCCCCCACUGGAAAUUUGGCAUUGUUGCGAUUCUGUUUCUGGACUCGCUCCAGCCGGACUCAUUCACAUAAAGCUGUAAUGGAGAAGAGUCUGGGCUGGACACCAGCUUCCUGUCCGUCUCCCACACACUAUGCAAACAGGAAGAGGAGGAGGGAUAUGCAGGCGAUGCUAACCCCCCACCCCAUGCUCAAAGCAGUGAAUUCAUUUUCAAAUAGGCCAUAUCAAAUAGCUUCAGCUUUUUCUUUCUGAAUUUCCUGGGACAGUUUAUUUUGUUAAAUGCACCUUAUAAUACCAUUUUUGUAACCCUCUUUGUUGUAAUAAAUUUACA